AUGGCGGAGAUGAAAAGAAUGUCUACACAGGACCAGCUGGCGAGGAAGAAGUACAUGGGUGCAAAGCCCAAGACAGGCCAAGACGCUGAUUUAGAGUUGGCUGCUGUGCUGAACCAGCGGGAUCAGAAGAAAGAGCUCUUCCCUGAGCAGGAGACUCACAGUGAGGUCACAGCUUUAGGGGUGAUGGUUACAGCUCAGCAUAGCUCUAAAUGCCCUCCCUGCCUGGUGCUCAAGUACCUGCCUGGCAUAGAGCAGAUGCAACAGCACCCGCACCUGCCCAGCCACUCCAUGGCCCUGGCCAACCUCACGUCCGCCCCAGAGUUCCUCCUCCUCGGCCUGAUGGACGGAACAGACAUCCACCCGCUGUUGUUCCUGCUCUUCCUUGGCGUCUACCUCCUCAAUGCCCUGGGCAACCUGAGCAUGGUGGUGUUGGUGAGGUCCGACGAGGCCCUCUGCUCCCCUAUGUAUUACUUCUUGGGUCACCUGAGCCUCGUGGACGUCUGCUUUACCACCAUCACGGUCCCCGGACUGCUGGCCGGCCUGCUCCGUCCGGGCCGGGCCGUGUCCUUCCAGGAGUGCUUUGCCCAGAUGUACUUCUUCGUGGCUCUGGGCAUCACGGAGAGCUACCUCCUGGCAGCCAUGUCCUACGACCGCGCGGUGGCCGUCUGCCGCCCCCUGCACUACAGCGCGGUCAUGACGCCCCGGCGCUGCGCGGUGCUAGUGGGGGCGUCCUGGGCGGUGGCCCACCUGCACUCGCUGCUCCACACGCUGCUCAUCUCCGCGCUCUCCUACCCGCGCUCCGCCCCCGUGCGCCACUUUUUUUGUGACAUGACUGUGAUGCUGAGCUUGGCGAUCUCGGACACGUCGGCCGUGGAGACUGCCAUCUUCUCCGAGGGCCUGGCCGUGGUGCUGACCCCGCUGCUCCUCGUGUCCCUGUCCUACGCACGCAUCCUCGUCGCGGUGCUGGGAGUGCGGUCGGCAGGGGGCCGGCUCCGCGCCUUCUCCACCUGCGGGGCCCACCUGGUGGUCGUGUCGCUUUUCUUCGGCUCUGUCCUCUCCGUCUAUUUCCGGCCGUCGUCUGCCUACUCGGCUAGCUACGACCGCCUGGUCAGCGUGGUCUAUGCGGUGGUCACACCCACCUUGAACCCUUUUAUUUACAGCCUUCGCAACAAAGAGGUCAAGGGCGCCCUAAAAAGGGGGCUCAAAUGGAGGGCUGCACCCCAAGAGGUGUGA
Molecule: messenger RNA, 1233 nt
Organism: Ceratotherium simum simum (southern white rhinoceros)
Lineage: Eukaryota; Metazoa; Chordata; Mammalia; Perissodactyla; Rhinocerotidae
Gene: OR1R1
Product: olfactory receptor family 1 subfamily R member 1
Biological process (GO): G protein-coupled receptor signaling pathway
Cellular component (GO): membrane
Molecular function (GO): olfactory receptor activity; G protein-coupled receptor activity
Source: RefSeq, a predicted model, not a curated record